This is a messenger RNA of Perca fluviatilis (European perch), 6601 nucleotides long. RefSeq names its product nemo-like kinase, type 1 (gene nlk1). Gene Ontology annotation, molecular function: MAP kinase activity; ATP binding. Gene Ontology annotation, cellular component: cytoplasm; nucleus. Lineage: Eukaryota; Metazoa; Chordata; Actinopteri; Perciformes; Percidae. The record is from RefSeq and is a predicted model, not a curated record. The transcript has 12 exons. The coding region runs from base 852 to 2279 and encodes 475 amino acids. Gene Ontology annotation, biological process: intracellular signal transduction; protein phosphorylation.
AUCGUUAGCAUUGUUUACAGCAGAGUGAAAAGCAUCAACCCUCCCCCACCCGGCUUUACCAGCCUCUGCGCCCUGACAUGCUAGCCAGCUAUCCGCUGUAAAAGCGACCAUAGAGCCUUAAAAUCCCGCGGAACACAGAGGGCAUCCUGGAUGAGACAUACCCAUCCAGAACACACCAGAAACGGCCUUUAUGGGACGCUUGUUCGGUGGAUAUUACGACGCGAUGGGCAGCAGCUAGCGGGCAGUCCAAAGCUAGCUGCAGCUAGCUGGUCGGCUAGCCGGGGUAGGAGCUCCGCAGACCCGCAUUUAACUCGGUUUUUUUUGCCUUUUUGAAGCUAGUUUCCGUGCCAUGUCAUCUUUAAUUUAACCUAUAUAUUUUUUAUAUGUGUUAAGUUAAAUGAUCAAGGGAACGGCUUUGUUUUUGGGAUAUGUAGGUCAGUGAAUAACCGAUGAUAGUUAUGUGGGUCAUCAUCGGGUCGACCUGUUAGCAGGAACAGCAGGUUAGCACGGCAGCUAGUUGGAUGAGGAUAGUUUUAUGAUUAUUUAUCUGUCACUUAAAACAGAAAGGCAAUACAUACACAUGCUUGUGUUGGUGAGGAUUACUCUGCAGAUUGUGUAUGUGAGUAUAGCAUCGAGUGGAGCCUUUUAAUUGUUCAUAUUUUGGAGUCUUCGCUGACCAUCUUCGGCUAACUUAGCUAGCUUAGCUGUUAGCUAAGCUAGCCGAGCAGCUUCACUAAUUCACCAGGACUCAUCGGGAUCAUGCUGAGCGUGGCGCCGUGGUUCCUGCGUGCCUAGCCGCGGCGCUGCAGCACAACGAGGACUGUUUUCGGGGCUGUUUGGUGAGCGGAGUGAUGGCGUUCCACGGCGCCGGCCGGCAGACCGUUUGUGGAGACUUGUUUCCGGGCUCUGAGCUGGGCCACAAGUAUUUCUGCGUCAACUCGUCGUGCGGAGCCCCCUCCACUGGCCUCAGCGCCACACCGUGCCUGACCGGACCCACCGCGCCGGCCGGGACGCCGCGGCACCCCACGGCUCUGGGAGGGAGCGCCGGCGGGGGGGCGGCCGUGCCUCAGCCCUACAGCAACCCGGCCAGCGAGGUGCCCAGCCCCGCAGAGAUGGAGCCAGACCGCCCCAUCGGCUAUGGCGCAUUUGGUGUUGUCUGGUCGGUCACUGAUCCGCGUGACGGCCGUAAAGUGGCUUUGAAGAAGAUGCCGAACGUCUUCCAGAACCUGGUCUCCUGUAAGAGGGUCUUCAGAGAGCUGAGGAUGCUGUGCUUCUUCAAACAUGACAACGUUUUGUCAGCUCUGGACAUUUUGCAGCCUCCACAAAUCGACUGCUUCGAGGAAAUCUACGUGAUAACAGAGCUGAUGCAGAGCGACCUCCACAAAGUGAUCGUGUCUCCUCAGCCUCUCACCACCGACCACAUCAAGGUCUUCCUCUAUCAGAUCCUCCGAGGUCUGAAGUACCUGCACUCUGCCGGGAUCCUGCACAGAGACAUCAAACCUGGAAACCUGCUGGUCAACAGCAACUGCCUGCUCAAGAUCUGUGACUUUGGCCUGGCGCGGGUGGAGGAGCCCGACCCGUCCCGUCACAUGACCCAGGAGGUGGUGACGCAGUACUACCGAGCGCCGGAGGUGCUCAUGGGCUGCCGGCACUACGGCUCGGCCAUCGACGUCUGGUCAGUGGGCUGCAUCUUCGCAGAGCUGCUGGGACGCCGCAUCCUCUUCCAGGCUCAGAGCCCCAUCCAGCAGCUGGAUCUGAUCACAGACCUGCUGGGAACGCCUCCUCUGUCGGCCCUGGCGUCGGCCUGCGAAGGAGCCAGAGCCCACAUCCUGAGGGGGCCACACAAACCGCCGUCGCUGUCGGUGCUCUACAUGCUGUCUGACGGAGCCACUCACGAGGCCGUGCACCUGCUCUGUCGGAUGCUGGUCUUCGACCCGAAUAAACGGAUCUCCGGCAGCGAUGCCCUGUCCCACCCCUACCUGGACGAAGGGCGCCUGCGGUACCACACCUGCAUGUGCCAGUGCUGCUACUCGGUGCCCAGCGGGCGCGUUUACACGCGGGACUUUGAGCCGGUCGCCGAGCGCCCGUUCAGCCACAGCUACGAGAACAGCCUGCUGUCCGUGUGGCAGGGGAAAGAGUUAAUCCAUCGCUUCAUCACGGAGCAUCAGCAGGGCAAACGAGUGCCGCUGUGCAUCAACCCUCAGAGUGCUGCCUUCAAGACCUUCAUCAGGUCCACUGCAUGGCACUCGUCCAAGGUGUCCAGGAAGGAGGAGAGAUGAAGGGCCCCUCCUCUUCCUCCUCAGGAGUGACAGCACAGUUUGAGGAAGGAUUUCAUCAGCCACGAAGAUACUGAGGAGUUUGGGUCUUUUUCCUUUCUGUUUGGUUCCCCUGACGAGAUGAAGAGGACAGACCCCCCCUCUCCUAAACAGCUGACCUACCCGAGCUCCUCCUGAAGAUUCCUCCUUGUCCCUCCUCCUAAUCUACUAAGUUUCAGCUUCACUCUUUUUAUUUAUUUUUUUUUAGACGACCCAAACUGCUCGAGGUGUUUUCCGGUGCUGAAUUUAAAAAAAAUAAAUUUAAAUAAAUCUGCUGAAGUGCUUGUGGAGGAAUGAGCGAGAAGAGGAACUCGGUACUAGAUUGGAUUUCCCAUCAAUGUUCGUAGAGACAUUAAGAAAAUAAUGGUUUUUAAUUGUUUGGUAGAACUGUUGCUUAGUUGAUUUUUUUGAAGUCAUUCCAGCCCUGUGCAAUAUGGUUUAAUUUAACCGGGCGAUGAACUCGACACGGACGCCGUGCACCAGUUCGGAGCUCCCCAAACACAACGACAUUAACCGCCAAACGCCGCCAAGGGGUUCUGUCUUUAAAAACACAUCACUCACUGUGUUUUCGCCGCGCGUCGGUGCAGCGUUAAUAAUGCAAUCUAACAGAUGUAGCAGGUUUUAACCACAGUCACAACCACCCACCUCCCCCAUCCACUCAGCUUUGUUUGUAUUUUGGUGAGCGGUGGCCGGUCCUGGGUCAGUGUUGUGUGUUGUCCUCAUUCAGCAGGACGGACUUUAAUCAGGAGACCAAUCUGGAACUCGUCCCCACAGUUUUUAAAGUCUGAUGUCAUCAAAAUCGUGUGAUCGUUAACCUUUUUUAUUUUGAAAGCUACGCGACAGGAAAGUUUCCCCCCUGUAGAUCGUUUGCUCUGGUCUGAAUCAGCUGAUGAGUUUGUAAUCAGCUGAUGAGUUUGUAAUCAGCUGAUGAGUUUGUAAUCAGCUGAUGAGUUUGUAAUCAGCUGAUGAGUUUGUAAACUCGGCUCUGCUCACCGAGACUCGGCUCUGCUCACCGAGACUCUGUUCACCGAGACUCUGUUCACCGAGACUCUGUUCACCGAGACUCUGUUCACCGAGACUCGGCUCUGCUCACCGAGACUCGGCUCUGCUCACCGAGACUCUGCUCUGCUCACCGAGACUCUGCUCUGCUCACCGAGACUCGGCUCUGCUCACCGAGACUCUGCUCACCGAGACUCUGCUCUGCUCACCGAGACUCUGCUCUGCUCACCGAGACUCUGCUCUGCUCACCGAGACUCGGCUCUGCUCUGCCCGGGUCUGUCUCCAGCUUUUGUGGUGGAGUACAGAGUUUAGCAGCGUUCUCGUCUGCCCAGACGAACCGCACCAGCGCCACACUGAUGUCGUGAAGUGGCGCCGAUUCGUACGGCAUUAUUGGCUCGUUAUCAAGACGCACACUCGCUUUUUAGCGUGUUCAUCAACACCGUUUGGCCUCCGUUGACUUACCUUGUGAUUGUGGUGAAUUGACGCCAUAGAGAGUAGAAUGAAAGGGGGAGAAUCUGUAGGGAGGUUGAUCGGGGGGGGAGGAUGGGUCAAACACAGGACUCUCACCAGGAGACCGGGGAUCAGGUCCUGUUACCUAAACUCAACCCGUCCGCUGUAUACGGCGCUUAAAACGUGUACAGAUAAUAACGUCCGCUGUAUACAGCGUAGACAUCCACGCAGAGAGCUCAAAAUGCGUCCAGAUAACACGCCACGUGGCUUUAGAAAGUGGGCGUGUAUGUUUACGAGAAGUCAUGAUGUCAUGUUGCCAGCGGGGCAAACCAACUCUAGUGUGAUUCAGCCAGCGGGGCAAACCAUCUCUAGUGUGAUUCAGCCAGCGGGGCAAACCAUCUCUAAUGUGAUUCACCCAGCGGGGCAAACCAUCUCUAGUGUGAUUCACCCAGCGGGGCAAACCAUCUCUAAUGUGAUUCAGCCAGCGGGGCAAACCAUCUCUAAUGUGAUUCAGCCGAACUAAACGAGGCGGGUGUGUAGCGGUUCUGCAGAUGAAAAGAUGCCCAAACUAUGAGUGUUCGGCAGCUCUUUGUGUUUUCUUCUCCUUCCCGUCUCGACAUUAAAUAAUUUCCUGCCGACGUCUUUCUGCCGCGACUUGUUUUUCGGAGAGAGAAACCGAUAAAGCAACAUUUAACAAAAAACAAAAAAAAAUCUUAAUUUAUUGAGUGUUUGUUGAAGAGUGUCUCCAGCCUUUUUUUAGUUUUAAGCAGUUACCUCAAAACCCCCGAAAGAUAUCUGUGAAGUGAACUCUUCCCGUCAUUCCUCCAGAUUCUUCUUCUGUGACCUCGCUCCUCGUCUGUCGCCGCGGCGCUCAGAGAGAAGCAUGUUGUCGGUGAGAUGCUGCUGCUGCUUGUUGUGAGCUCCAGGCUCAGGUGUCCCGUCUGUAGACUGAGCUCCAGGCUCAGGUGUCCCGUCUGUAGACUGUGAGCUCCAGGCUCAGGUGUCCCGUCUGUAGACUGUGAGCUCCAGGCUCAGGUGUCCCGUCUGUAGACUGUGAGCUCCAGGCUCAGGUGUCCCGUCUGUAGACUGUGAGCUCCAGGCUCAGGUGUCCCGUCUGUAGACUGUGAGCUCCAGGCUCAGGUGUCCCGUCUGUAGACUGAGCUCCAGGCUCAGGUGUCCCGUCUGUAGACUGUGAGCUCCAGGCUCAGGUGUCCCGUCUGUAGACUGUGAGCUCCAGGCUCAGGUGUCCCGUCUGUAGACUGUGAGCUCCAGGCUCAGGUGUCCCAUCUGUAGACUGUGAGCUCCAGGCUCAGGUGUCCCGUCUGUAGACUGUGAGCUCCAGGCUCAGGUGUCCCGUCAGUAGACUGUGAGCUCCAGGCUCAGGUGUCCCGUCUGUAGACUGAGCUCCAGGCUCAGGUGUCCCGUCUGUAGACUGAGCUCCAGGCUCAGGUGUCCCAUCUGUAGACUGUGAGCUCCAGGCUCAGGUGUCCCGUCUGUAGACUGAGCUCCAGGCUCAGGUGUCCCAUCUGUAGACUGUGAGCUCCAGGCUCAGGUGUCCCGUCUGUAGACUGAGCUCCAGGCUCAGGUGUCCCGUCUGUAGACUGAGCUCCAGGCUCUGGUGUCCCGUCUGUAGACUGUGAGCUCCAGGCUCAGGUGUCCCGUCUGUAGACUGUGAGCUCCAGGCUCAGGUGUCCCGUCUGUAGACUGAGCUCCAGGCUCUGGUGUCCCGUCUGUAGACUGUGAGCUCCAGGCUCAGGUGUCCCGUCUGUAGACUGUGAGCUCCAGGCUCAGGUGUCCUGUCUGUAGACUGUGAGCUCCAGGCUCAGGUGUCCCGUCUGUAGACUGUGAGCUCCAGGCUCAGGUGUCCCGUCUGUAGACUGUGAGCUCCAGGCUCAGGUGUCCCGUCUGUAGACUGUGAGCUCCAGGCUCAGGUGUCCCGUCUGUAGACUGUGAGCUCCAGGCUCUGGUGUCCCGUCUGUAGACUGUGAGCUCCAGGCUCAGGUGUCCCGUCUGUAGACUGUGAGCUCCAGGCUCAGGUGUCCCGUCUGUAGACUGAGCUCCAGGCUCAGGUGUCCCGUCUGUAGACUGUGAGCUCCAGGCUCAGGUGUCCUGUCUGUAGACUGUGAGCUCCAGGCUCAGGUGUCCCGUCUGUAGACUGUGAGCUCCAGGCUCUGGUGUCCCGUCUGUAGACUGUGAGCUCCAGGCUCAGGUGUCCUGUCUGUAGACUGUGAGCUCCAGGCUCAGGUGUCCCGUCUGUAGACUGUGAGCUCCAGGCUCAGGUGUCCCGUCUGUAGACUGAGCUCCAGGCUCUGGUGUCCCGUCUGUAGACUGUGAGCUCCAGGCUCAGGUGUCCCGUCUGUAGACUGUGAGCUCCAGGCUCAGGUGUCCCGUCUGUAGACUGAGCUCCAGGCUCAGGUGUCCCGUCUGUAGACUGUGAGCCACGUAAGGACCAGUACUGAUCCUCAGUAAAUAAGUUCAGCAGAAGAUGUGAAAUGCAUCCCAAAUUUCUGUCGUGUAAUAUGAAAGACAUCUGUAAUAUGAAUACAUCUAACAUCUGAUUGGCUUAGGCUCCUCCAGACCAAUCACAGUGCUGGGUUUCUACCUGUUAAACUCUUAAGUACAGACUCACCAAAUGACCCUCAAAGUUUGGGUUUAAGUUCAGUGAACAGGAACGGGCAAAGACGGGAAACUAGCUGCUAGGUGAUGCGUUCAAAGAGGCUCGGGGCGCUGCCAGGACUCAGAGUGACUGCAGGUCUCUCUGGUAAACUUCCUGGUUAAGAUGAGCUCUUUUAUGGUGAAUGAAAGGCUCGAUCCCACCAAGUAGAUCAUCCAAUCAG